AUGAUUAUUAAAAGAGAAUAAUAUCAACUGAACCAGAUAUCCGACAAAUCUUUCAAUUAAGUAGCUAAUUUGGUAACCAUAUUGUGUAAAGAAUGUCUUGAAUUAAAAGAACAAUAUAUAGAUUAUUUUUCAAAAGGGAUAUAACAUCUUUUAAUUGAUAAAUAAAAUAUUUAGAGUCUCUUCUUCUACCACUUUAUGAUUGGUACAUUUUCUGAGAUAUUUUUAAUUCUUGAAUAAGUUGAACUCUGCAUUCAAAAAACAUUAAUUUCAGAAGAUUAGAAUGGAAAGUAUUACAAUAAUGAUAUUAUAAAGUGCUUUUUCUAUAUGCUAUGCUUUGGCUUAGAUAGAUGAUUAAAUCUUUCCAAAUACUUUAGUCACAAAAGCACGUUUAAUUAUAGGAAGUUCUUUAGAAAUAUGGUUUGAACAAUCUCAAUAAAAUGCAUUAAAAAUAUUGUAAUCUUUACUUGCUAAAGAAAAGUUUCUUGAUGAUAAUUUAUCUUAUAAAGAACUAAUGUAAUAAACAUAAACUAAGAGCAUAGAAGACUUUUGCUCUAUUUUAUUUUAAUCAUUAGAAGUGUUACAGCAAGUUUCUAAUUUUAAAAAUUAAAAUAUAUUUAAAAAAUAUAUCAAUAGCAAAAUAGAGCAUGUUCUUUACACUGCAAUCUUAAUGUAUUUAGAACAUAUGGAAUAAAAUCUUCAACAAAAAUCAGAUUAAAUAUUGCUAUGGUUUCCUACAAUUGCUAAAAGUAAAUAAAGUCUACCUCAGUCCCUUAAUUAAAAAUAAUUAGCACAACAAUAAAUUCAUCUUGUUAUCGAUAUGAUGAUGAGAAUUUGUAAUCUUAAUUUCCUUUAACAAUAAUACUAGAAUUUAAAUGAUCAAUUGAAAUUAGAUGUUUUAGAACAAUUGAUUAGUGAUUUUAAUACUAAAGGAAAAAUAAUUUGCAAAAAUAUUUCUAAAAUCUUGAUAGCUGAAAUUAUUUAUCCUAAUUUAUUUACUCCUAUUCAUCAAGACUUAAAAUCUAUGGCUGAUUCCAAAAGUUAUUAAUAAAAAUCAGAUUGUUCUAUGCUUUAGUAAAUAGCUGAAAUAAAAGAUUUUUUUAUCAUUUUUAAUUAAAAGUUGCCAAUAAAUUACAUUUCUGUAUUUUAUGAUUCAUUCAUCACUUUAUUUUUUGAAGGUAUUUAUAAUUAAUAGACUAAUAGGAUUAUUUUACUGCAUAUUUGAUAUAAACAAAUUAUAAAAUAUUCCCUAAGAGAUGUAUUUUGAAUUGCUUAUUUUAGAAUUCUAAAUUUUAUCAAAUUUUUUAGAAAAAUAAAUUGCCAACAAUGACUUAAAUAAAAAAGUUAAAUAAUAAAUAGCUGAGAUUAAAGAUAUAUCAGGUUGGUUUAGCUUAUCAAAUCAAAUUUAAUAACCACGUUUGAAUAGUAUUGUUCUGAUUAUUAUAUAUUUACCUUUUUAUUUGGUUAAGGUUCAAUAUUUUAUAAUUCUUAUUUGCAUUAAACUUCAGUCUUAAAUUUUUUAAUCUCUAAUUCUUCUUAUUUUUCAAUUUCAGAAUCAGAAAUUUUUAAAUUCUAUGAAAUAUUUUAGUUUAAAUACCAAAGUCAUUUGA
Paramecium sonneborni is the source of this 1607-nucleotide messenger RNA. NCBI's taxonomy places the organism in Eukaryota, Ciliophora, Oligohymenophorea, Peniculida, Parameciidae. The record is from the annotation of a GenBank genome assembly.